CACUCCCUCCUGCUGCAUGAUAUUUGAGUAAUUUGACCUCAUCAGGCAUCGGACCCUUCUGUAUCCUUGUUUAAUCAGAGUAUAUCUUGGAAGCCGCCGCAUGCGCUUGCAAAUUUUUAUUCUACUGGAAACACGUCUCUCUAUACCAUUUAAACGUGCACCGUAUUUUCGAAGAGAGGAAAGAGUCAAAACAUAGGUGGAAAUGGUCGAAGAGGUGUCUGAAAAUCGGACACAGGCCGAUACUCCUGAACAACAACCAGAACAACGAUCGAAACAGGAACUAGCGCACCCAGAGGAACCACAGGCGGCUGCAGAGCCAGUUCCAGAACCUGAAGCUGUGCUGGAACAACCACAGCCUGCUGCGGAGCAGCUUGCAUCGGAUGAUGCUCAGGGACCUUCCGAUCCACCACAACACUCAAAUCUAGAGACAUCAGAGACAUCGGUACCUGAUGCCUCUGAUGCUCAAGGUGAUGAGGUGAACAUCGAUAAUGACCACACCAACGACACAGCCAAUCAAACAACAAACGAGACACAAAACGGUGCACUGGAGAAAACACCCGACAGCAUCCUCGACUUGCAGGACAAUACAGUCAACGACGCCACCGACGAUGCACCUACCGACGUACCCGAUGAUUCCAUUUCCAAUAAGACCAUCGACGACGCAACCGAGGACAAGAAUCCGGAAACUGCAGAAUUUGUCGAAUCUACGGAGGAUACGGCUCAUACAGAUACCGUUACGCCGGUCGAGCCUGUAUCCGCGAAAUCCAUUGAAUCGGAAAGACCUACAGAGCCGCCUGCUCCUAUUGAUUCUGUCGAGCCUAUUCCCGCGGAAUCGUCAAUUCAGCCAUAUAAUGACAUAGGACCUGAGCAACAGCUACAGCCUGCAGAGGCCAACGAGGCCACAGAACCUGCAGAGCCAGGGGAGUCCACAGAAAUUGAACAGCCUGCAGAGCCGUCUGAAAACGGCGUGGCCCAGACCAAUCAAUUCACGACGCAGCGCUCGCCUGUACAGCAACCUGCAUUCUCUAACCCCGAUUUCGCUCCCAGCACUGCAUCGUCUUCGUCCGUGUCACAGGCCGCGUCGUCUAUCCCACGAGCUGCCUCGCCUACAGCUGCAACUUCAAUUGAACAGGAAGGAAUCUCCGCAUCCAUUCGGCAACCUGUGCCUGUGUCUCCUCUGAAGCCUGUCCUGCCUCCAUCACCUUCGUCACAAGGCAGUAUUCCUUCUCAACGGGCCACUUCUUCCCCACACUCGCAUGCGCAACAAGCGACAUCAUCCGGGCACAGAAACAGUGGAUCUGUGUCCAAUUACGCAUCAUCGGGAUCGCUUUCGCCUAUGCAGAAACUUGCAUCUCCCGUGCAGAAACCAACAUAUCCCAUGUAUAGGACCCAUUCACCCAUGCCCAAGGUCCACAGCCCUCUUGCACGUCCUUAUUACUCUCCCAUGAUGUCCCCGCACCAAACAAUGCAUUCACAUGCGCACUCGCACUCGCAAAUGGGACAUCCGAACCAGUCUAUGCUUCCCGGAGCCUUUCCGGGAUACGGGGGAGCCUUCCAGUCGCCGGAUCUUAGUGCUAGUGGCUAUUUGCCUCCAUACACGCAAAACGCCUACCAGGGCCAUCCUUCGAUGUACCCGCAACAGCAGCAGCAGCCCGCUCACGAUCGUCGGUAUAGUAGUUUUUCUGAGUCAAAUUUUAUGCCGGCUUUUCAAAACCUCCGUGAUCUCUCUAUGAUGAACGGAAAUGGAGUUGACGGUAAAUUCAACGACGUUAAAGGACCUAUGCCGCAGCCCGACGUUGAUGGCGAGAAUAUCUUCCUUCUCCAGAGACUCAACGACGCCAUUCCGGACCUAAGCCGCCUGCUUCAUGGAUACAAGACCACGCAGAACAAACUCGUGGCGCGCGAGUCAGAAAUCAAGCAAAUGCAGACUCAAUACGAACAGUCGACAAUGCGAAAAGACUUUUAUAUCGAGGCGCUACAAAACCAAAUGCGAAAGGCCGCAAAUGACAACGCGGAAGAAAUCAGCAAGCUGAAGCAUGCUGUCAACGAAGUUCGAUUGGAAUUAGGCGAUCUUGACGAGAAGCACAAGGACCUGCAAGAGGCUUUUGCUGAGUCGCAGAAAUCGAACGAAGAGCUCUCGCAACACAAAGCUGAGCUCGAAUGUGAUGUCGCAAAGCUGAGUAAUGAUUUGACAGGGGAGCAAGAUGCCCACGAAAGGGCAACAGAGGGUCUCAAGCAAGAACACGAGGAAGCUCUCGCGACACAGGAACGGGAGCUGACAGAUUCUUUUGAGGGGGUUAUGGCUGAAGAAGCGACGUCGUAUAGAGAAGCCAUGAAGGCCAUCGAGACGAAGUUGAUUGAUCAACAACGAGCGAUGAAGAACGAGUACAAGGAUCAAAAACGGCAGAUGCAAGAGGCCCAUGAUGCUCUCCAGGCGGACUCUGAUGCGAAGACUGCGGACCUCGAGUCGACUCAAACCGAAUUAUUUACAUAAAUGAAAUCGAAACCAUUAAUGCCGCAUUUAGCGACAAAGAGCGGCAAUGGGAAGAGCAGCGUACCGACCUUGAGA
Aspergillus glaucus CBS 516.65 is the source of this 2569-nucleotide messenger RNA. RefSeq lists its product as uncharacterized. Lineage: Eukaryota; Fungi; Ascomycota; Eurotiomycetes; Eurotiales; Aspergillaceae. The record is from RefSeq and is a predicted model, not a curated record. The transcript has 3 exons. The coding region runs from base 203 to 2494 and encodes 763 amino acids.